Molecule: messenger RNA, 1434 nt
Organism: Cucumis melo (muskmelon)
Lineage: Eukaryota; Viridiplantae; Streptophyta; Magnoliopsida; Cucurbitales; Cucurbitaceae
Product: glyoxylate/succinic semialdehyde reductase 2, chloroplastic
Exons: 12
Coding region: 180-1250 (356 amino acids)
Cellular component (GO): chloroplast
Molecular function (GO): NAD binding; glyoxylate reductase (NADPH) activity; NADP binding
Source: RefSeq, a predicted model, not a curated record
GAGCCCAACGGACCAUGUCAUGGACAUGAAACGGAUAGCGGCUUCGUGCUCUUGCUCCACCAUUUUUAUGUUUUUAUCUUUAUCUUCUGAUACGCUCCAAAAUUUUCACCUAGAAGAGCGUGCUGCUUCUCAGCCAUCGAAUUAGCACACUAUAGCACUGAGUUCUCUGUUCCCCUGAGAUGACAUUCUUGGUCAGAGCUCCCUAUUGUCAUCAUUUCUCUUCAACUGCCAUGGCAAUGUCCUCGAGCUUUUGCCCUCACCUUCCACUCCAAUUUGGAGCCAGACCCAUUUUCUACUUCCCAACCAAACCCUCAUUUUCUCUCUCUUUCAAGCCUUUCUCUGUUCAAGCAUCCAAAAAUUCUUCUGGUAAAGAAGAGCUGCGUGUUGGCUUCCUGGGUCUUGGAAUCAUGGGUACACCAAUGGCACAAAACCUUAUAAAAUCAGGCUGUGAUGUGACUGUUUGGAAUAGGACCAAGAGCAAAUGUGAUCCUCUCAUCAAUUUGGGAGCAAAAUAUCAGUCUUCUCCUCAGGAAGUAGCAGCAUCUUGUGAUGUCACAUUUGCAAUGCUUGCUGAUCCGAAUAGUGCACUGGAAGUUGCUUGUGGGGAAAAUGGAGCUGCAAGUGGAAUGUCUCCAGGAAAAGGAUAUGUGGAUGUUUCAACGGUUGAUGAUACCACUUCCAAGUUGAUCAGUGCACGUAUAAAAGAAACUGGGGCUUUGUUUUUGGAGGCUCCUGUUUCGGGUUCCAAAAAGCCAGCAGAAGAUGGACAGCUGAUAUUUCUUACUGCAGGUGACAAAUCUCUCUAUGAAACUGUUGCUCCUUUUCUGGACAUCAUGGGGAAGUCGAGAUUUUAUCUUGGUGAUGUCGGAAAUGGAGCUGCCAUGAAACUAGUAGUCAACAUGAUCAUGGGAAGCAUGAUGGCGGCUUUUUCUGAAGGACUGCUUCUCAGUGAGAAAGUAGGACUCGAUCCAAAUGACGUUGUGGAGGUAGUUUCUCAGGGGGCGAUUAGUGCACCAAUGUACAAACUCAAAGGACCAGCAAUGAUCAAAUCCCAGUAUCCCACUGCCUUCCCCUUGAAACAUCAGCAGAAGGAUUUAAGGCUUGCUCUAGGUUUGGCAGAAUCUGUAUCUCAAUCCACUCCUAUUGCUGCUGCUGCUAAUGAACUGUACAAGGUAGCCAAAUCUCGUGGACUCAGUGAUCAAGAUUUUUCAGCUGUCAUUGAAGCUUUAAAAGCAAAGUUGCAGAAUUGAUUGCCAUAUCUACGAGUUCAACCUCUUUUUUUUUUUUUUUUUCUUUUCUUUUCUUUCCCCAAUUGUAUUUGUAUUUGUAUUUUCUUUUUCUUUUUGCCUAGUGAUUUGAGAAAUGACCUUUGGCUUAUAAUAUUUUAUUUGUUCAUUGUCACCAUUAUAUACGAAGAAAAUCUAGUUCCAUUAA